Molecule: messenger RNA, 963 nt
Organism: Paramecium tetraurelia
Lineage: Eukaryota; Ciliophora; Oligohymenophorea; Peniculida; Parameciidae
Exons: 5
Source: RefSeq, a predicted model, not a curated record
AUGUUCGGGACUAAAGCGUUAAUUCUAGUACUAGUUCACUUUGUUUCGUUGAUGAGCUUCAGUUUGAAAUUUGAAUAAAACCAAGGCUAUGAAUAUUUUACUCAUUAUAUUCGCAAGACCAACAAAUAUAUUAUUUGUACCAAUCUGUAUCUUAAAUCUGAUACUAAACAUGUUUUUGUAUGGCUGUCUACUGCUGAUGUCGUACUUGAAACUUUAGAAUUAGAACAAGAUAAUUAUGUCGGAAAAAAAUUCAAUAGAUUGCACAUCUUACUUGAAGCUUAGCUGUCCAAUUUUAGGCACUUGAUUAAAUUCUAGUUAUCUAUCAACUUUGGGUUGCUCUAUAAACAAAGUAGUGCUUGGAGUGCAUUGCCAAUCAUAAACAUAUUUCUGCACUCCAUUAUUGUGUUAAUUUACUUCUACUUCUAUCGCAGUUAUCAAUUCAAUUAAUUGAGAUUGUAUAGAACAUAAAAUCUAAUAUCUUAUUGCUAUUAUCUGAUUGUGAUAUUUAUAGUAGCCAUAGAUUGGAACACAGACAUGCAGAUCCAGCCAUAUAUUUUUUGGUUGCUCAGCAUUUUCAAAUUGGUGGACAUAAUGUUGUUCCUGCCAUACAAGGUAACAUUUGAAACAAAGUCUAUAUUAUCCUUUUUGGGUUCCCUCUCCUAGAUCUACCCUUCAAUAAUUGGGAUAACAUCUUUGAGACUUUCCUCUUGGUAUUUCCAAUAUUCUUAUAUUUAUCUAAUCGCUUUAGGGCAGGAAAUUGAAGGAUUUAAUAUUAUGGACAUAAAGAAAUUGUGUUCGUCUUUAGAAGCUCUUGUUUGGUAUGUGGAGUAAGCCGGAAUGGAUUCAUAUAUAUUCAUGCUGUCUCUCUAUGUGUUGAAAUAUCACACUCAAAACUGCAAUGAUCCAAAUUGUGAAUGCAAAGAAGAUUUAUCUAAUCCAAAACUCAAAAUUAAGAAAGUAUGA